Hypomesus transpacificus is the source of this 2680-nucleotide messenger RNA. Its product is annotated as serine/threonine-protein kinase PLK2-like. Gene Ontology annotation, molecular function: protein binding; protein serine/threonine kinase activity; ATP binding. Gene Ontology annotation, cellular component: nucleus; cytoplasm; centrosome. The transcript has 14 exons. The record is from RefSeq and is a predicted model, not a curated record. NCBI's taxonomy places the organism in Eukaryota, Metazoa, Chordata, Actinopteri, Osmeriformes, Osmeridae. The coding region runs from base 57 to 2054 and encodes 665 amino acids. Gene Ontology annotation, biological process: regulation of cytokinesis; protein phosphorylation; mitotic cell cycle.
AAAGGUCGUCGCGUCUCCACAAAGUCACAAGUGCAUACAGCACAGAGGGAACAAGAAUGGAUAUACUCAGAACCAUCGCUCACCAACCCAUAAGCAACCCUAAAAUGUGUGACCACUCGUUAAACAAGCCAUCGGAGAUCAAACGGAAGAAAUCAGAGGAACACAUUCCAGGGCCACAAGAGAUGUCCCGGAUUGUUACAGAUUCUACUACAGGGAAAUGUUAUUGUCGUGGAAAAGUUCUUGGCAAGGGUGGAUUUGCCAAAUGCUACGAAUUCACAGACUUGACAACAGGAAAAGUAUACGCUGCGAAGAUCAUUCCACACACUCGCGUCUCCAAGCCGCAUCAAAGGGAAAAGAUCGACAGAGAGAUAGAGCUACACAGUGUUCUCCACCACAGACACAUCGUCCAUUUCUACCACCACUUUGAAGACAAAGACAACAUCUACAUUCUGUUGGAGUACUGCAGUAGACGGUCACUUGCCCACAUCCUGAAGGCUAGGAAAGUUCUGACAGAGCCAGAGGUGAGGUACUACCUCCGACAGAUUGUCUCUGGUCUCAAGUACCUCCAUGAGCAGGAGAUCCUCCAUAGGGACCUUAAACUGGGUAAUUUCUUCAUCAACGAGUCAAUGGAGUUAAAGGUGGGAGACUUUGGGCUGGCAGCCAAGCUAGAGCGGGUCGAGAACCGCAGAAGAACGAUAUGUGGCACACCCAACUACCUUUCCCCAGAAGUGCUGAACAAGCAGGGGCACGGCUGUGAGUCGGAUGUGUGGGCCCUAGGUUGUGUAAUGUACACCAUGCUCCUGGGCAAACCCCCAUUUGAGACCACCAACCUGAAGGAGACAUACAGGUGCAUUCGAGAGGCUCGGUUCUCCAUCCCCUCCUCCCUGUCGAUUCAGGCCAAGCAGCUGAUCAGCAGCAUGCUAUCCAAGACCCCAGCAGACAGACCCCACCUAGAGGACAUUCUCCAACAUGACUUUACACAGGGCUUCACCCCAGACAGGCUGUCAUCUAGCUGUUGCCACACAGUUCCAAUCCUCCACCACAACAGCCCGGCCAAGAGCUUCUUCAAGAAGGCUGCUGCUGCCCUGUUCGGAGGGGGCAAAAAGGACAAGGCCAAGUACUUUGAAACUCUGAACAGAAUGACCAAAGAGGAAGAGGACAUCAACAGGUUACAAAAUGACUUGAGAAACACCUCAAUUAGUCAUCCCCCCUGCAGCAGACAGGCCUUAGAGGACAGCAAGGCUCUGUGUGUCCCUGUGGCACACAAUGCGCUACCCCUUAAAGAAGGGGUCAGCCACAACACCAACAAGCAACAGCUGAGGGGCACCAUUCGCAUGAUCGUCAAGGGGACACUGGGCAGCUGUAGCACCCGCAGCGAAUGUCUGGAAGACAGUACAAUGGGCAGUGUAGCUGACACUGUUGCCAGAGUCCUGAGAAAUUGUCUGGAGAACAUGCCAGAAGCUGAGGACAUUCCCCAAAACAGUAUGGGCACCAGUUUCCAGUGGGUUACAAAAUGGGUGGACUAUUCCAACAAGUAUGGCUUUGGCUACCAGUUGUCUAAUCACGUUGUAGGAGUUCUCUUCAACAAUGGCACACACAUGAGUCUACUGUCUGACAAAAAGACUGUGCACUACUAUGCAGAGCCACACAAAUGUUUGGUCUUCUCAACAAGCGAGGCACCAGAACCCUUCAUGGGUCAGGUGACCAUCCUUAAGUACUUUGCUCACUACAUGGAGGAGAAUCUUAUGGACGGUGGUGACUUGCCCAAUGUGACAGACACCAGGAAGCCCAGGCUCUACCUUCUGCAGUGGCUCAAAUCUGAUUGUGCUCUCAUGAUGCUCUUCAAUGAUGGCACUUUCCAGGUGAACUUCUACCACGACCACACAAAGAUCAUCCUGUGCAACCAAAACGAGGAGUACUUGCUUACUUACAUCAACGAGGAGCGUGUCUCUACCACCCUGCGCCUCAGCACCCUGCUCAUGUCCGGCUGCAGCGCAGACCUGCACAGUCGCAUGGAGUAUGCACUCAACAUGCUGCUUGAGAGGUGCAGCUAAAGCCAGGAACGACAGCCAUUUUGUACCUUUCAAGGGGUUUGACCAAGCAGUUAACUGGAUUUGGUGGACUUUGGCAUUCAAAAUGACCAAUCCUAUUGUGACUUGUGGCUUUGGAUAAAGGAAGAAACCUGUCCUGAGUGGAGUGAAAUUGGGGGUAAAAGUAACUCAUCCUUUAAAUGAAGUCUUGGUGAAAAAACAAGGCUGAAGAUGAAAAGAAACCUGCUGGGCUGGAACCAGACGAUAGACAAACAAACCAAAACUAUUUGGUUUCAACACUUGAUGCGUUGAGAUGGACUAUGAGAAAGCAAGAUUUUGAACAGUUUAUGCUACAGACUUCAGAAGGGUCCUAUUAGAAAAUGUACUUCUCUGUAGAGCAGAGAACAGAAAAAAAUUAAAUGGUGACAACUGUAAAAACAUUAACCCUAACCCUAUUGUGACAUCAAUGUUAAAACAAAAUCAACAAGGACCAAUAGCAUUUUAGUCUAAUCCCAGUAAUGAUGAAUUGUGCAGUAUUAAUUUAUACAAAAAUAAUUUAAAUCCUAUUUGGAUUAUUUUUGGUUAUAACUUGCUGUUUGCUGAUUAAAAGAUGUUUUUUCAAAAUGACCUAAUUUCAAAUAAAUCAUAGU